AUGAGUUGUUAUAUUUCCCAAGUGUCGGAGGUCGUAAUCGUUUGGAAUGGCAAAUGCGAAGUGGACGAGUCUUCUGAUCAAUUUGUUCCAUAUGAAGACAAUUUGAUGGAAGAUUUCUCGUCCAACGAGUCCAAAACAGUAACGCCUGUCUUCGUUCUGACUAACACAAGAAAAAAACCGAAAAAUGACCGUCUUCACGCCAAAAAGCCCAAGAUAAUGACAACAGUAAUAAGUUCGCUGAUAUUCCAUCCCUCUCCUUUGCAUCUGAGGACGCCUUCACUUUCGUUUCCCAUUGUCUUCUUCAACUUUAUGGCUAUGGCACCAGCAAAAUUAUAUCGCAAGUCCUCGAGUGCGAAUAAGAUACAGCGGCAACAGAGAUCGAACUCCAGCUUUCAGUUUUUGACAUGUUUGGGUCGGUACGGUGUGGUAUUCUGUAUAUUACUCGCCGCUUUGUGGCUCACCAUCCUUUGGCGGAGUCAUUCAACACUGCUCAAGAAGAGCGCAAUCAAUGAUGGAGAAACGAAGAGUGCUUUAGGUAUUCCACGUCUACCAUUUCAAAAGAAAAAUCUUGAUGAUCUGCCGAAAUUGCCGACGCCGAACGACGCUGCGACUUGGAGACUACCACCUGGAAUUGAUGCCAUCUACGAGAGAGCAAAGCGUGACGACCAGCUUUGUAGAUCAUUGGAACCAGACGGCUUUACCGGCUACGAUGUAUCAACAAGAAUACAUUAUCAAAAGGACACCAUCGCCACCUUGCCAGCUUUCGGAUUUUUGGUGGAUGUCGAAGCUUGGAACACUUCCAAAUCCAUCGGUGACCCUAUAGCGGAACCAUCAAGAUGGCAAUGUGAGCUCCCUGCCGACACAGAAUGCCAUGAAUCCCAAUUUACUGUCGUUUUCAUGGCCUAUAAUCCUGAUCGACUUGGUAUAACACUGAACAUGAUUCGCAAAAUGUUGGAAGAGGAAGAGUGGAACGACAUAGUGUCGGAAGUCGUAAUCGUUUGGAAUGGCGAACGCGAAGUGGACGAGUCUGAACACGGCAGAAAAGUUCUAGUUUUCGCCAAAGGUCACAAACUGCGUAUAGUUUACCCGCUGAAGAUGGGCUUCCCCAACGACCUAAUGAAUCGAUAUCAUCCAGACGUUGUUCAGGUGACAAGCAAGGCGAUUCUAUACUACGAUGACGAUGGCCCCUUUUAUUCUAGCGCUGCUGUUCGAGGAGGCUUUGAGCUGUGGAAACGCCAUUCUUCGGCGCAGAUUGGUGCCAUGGCGCGGCAACUAGAUUACGGACCACGGCAGCAGAAAGAGCGCACGGAACUCGAUCCUAAACCGAACGAUUCGUUGUUUGUCACCCACUGUACGAAUGUGGACGACAAAGUCAGCUAUAAUUUUCGAUACUUUGCCAACUACGAUGCAAAUAUGGUGCUUCCUUCGGGAUCAUUUCUGCACGUUAACUAUUUGUGCUUUCUAUGGCACCCCGUUUUGGCACCGAUACGUGAGUUUGUUCUGGCCCAUCCAGUGCACCCUGACGAUAUGACGUUGAGUGGGCGGGCUCCACGGGUCUAUUCACGCAGAUUAGGUUCGCGGGAUAAGAGCAAACAGGAACGCAGACAACUGCGCAGAAUAGCAGAUUCCAACGCAACGCUUAGGGAAGACGACGAGGAUGAUCCUGAUACCGGUGUUAUUCCGUCGUCGGAGCAGCGACGUUCACUGAUGCACGGAAUUGAUUGGGACGCAGGCAGUGGUAUGAAUGACGCCAAGCAAGUAUGGGCAGAUCUACGAACGAUUGCAGUGAAUGCGCUGGUUCGCUACUUUGGUAGUCUCAAUUCGGGGUCGAUUGGGUGGUGUGAGGGGACCGAACACUACAAUCCCAGUAUACCUGGCAAGUGUCAACCUGUCAUGGCCAAACAGGGCAUGUUGCCUUGGAUGAAUGCAGACAACACUCACAAAGAUACUUGCCCCUGA
This is a messenger RNA of Phaeodactylum tricornutum CCAP 1055/1, 1959 nucleotides long. RefSeq lists its product with no specific name. Gene Ontology annotation, cellular component: membrane. The transcript has 3 exons. Gene Ontology annotation, molecular function: glycosyltransferase activity. NCBI's taxonomy places the organism in Eukaryota, Bacillariophyta, Bacillariophyceae, Surirellales, Neidiaceae. The coding region runs from base 1 to 1959 and encodes 652 amino acids. The record is from RefSeq and is a predicted model, not a curated record.